CGGCAUUCGCUGACAGACGUGCGCCGAUGAAGCAGCAACAAGUUACUGGCCCCCGAUAUACAUUAAUAUAGAACGAAAAAUAAAGGCAUUCCGAACCAAACCAUUUAUACCAUAUAUACAACGAAUACGUAUUUCUAUAUACGCACAAAACCAAAGAAUGGGAGGCUGUUGCUCAAAGGAUUUGGAUGACAAACGCUCGUGGAGUCCCGAGGAGACCAAGAAUGGCAGCACCACAUCAACAAUCAUUGCCCAGCCGCUGGAUGAGGUGGGCACCACCGGUGUCUUCACAUUGACACGCACCACCACUAGCACCACGCGGCAGGAGAAGACGGUGACCACCACCAGCGAGGAGCAGGAGCAGGAUUAGCUGCCAUCAGAUUAACUGACGUGAAAAGAACCAAAACCUUUUUUUUUGAAACCAUUUCAAUGCCAAUGUGUGCGUGAGUGUGUGCGUGAGUCUGUUGUGAGUGUGUGAAUAAAUAAUAAAAAGAUAAUGUACAUACGAACAAUGUGAAUAUGAAUAUGAAUCAAGUUAAGCUGUUAACGAGUAAUUAUUAAUUGUUAUGCGCCUGAAUUUCAAUAUCGUAAUAAAUUGUUGAAUCGCUAAAU
Molecule: messenger RNA, 609 nt
Organism: Drosophila melanogaster (fruit fly)
Lineage: Eukaryota; Metazoa; Arthropoda; Insecta; Diptera; Drosophilidae
Exons: 2
Coding region: 158-367 (69 amino acids)
Source: RefSeq, marked reviewed